GAAAGAUCUUCCUACUUGGAGUAUCAAAAAGUAAUGAGGGAAAUAGAACAUUUGAGCCGUUUAUAUAUUGCUUAUCAGUUUUUGCUUGCUGAAGAUACCAAAGAACGCUCAGCUGAGGACUUAAAAGAAAUGCAGGAUAAAGUUCAAAAGCUUCAAGAGGAAUUGUCUGAGAAUGAUAAAAAAAUAAAAGCACUUAAUCAUGAAAUAGAGGAGCUGGAAAAAAGAAAAGAUAAGGAAAUUGGAGGUGUACUCCGAUCUUUAGAAGAUGCUCUUGCAGAAGCUCAGCGAGUUAAUACUAAAUCUCAAAGUGCCUUUGAUCUCAAGAAGAAAAAUCUGACAGGCGAAGAAAACAAACGCAAAGAGCUGGAAAAAAAUAUGAUUGAG
Myotis lucifugus (little brown bat) is the source of this 384-nucleotide messenger RNA. Its product is annotated as structural maintenance of chromosomes protein 2-like. The record is from RefSeq and is a predicted model, not a curated record. NCBI's taxonomy places the organism in Eukaryota, Metazoa, Chordata, Mammalia, Chiroptera, Vespertilionidae. The transcript has 2 exons. The annotation marks the transcript as partial.